Messenger RNA from Drosophila guanche, 589 nucleotides. RefSeq lists its product as uncharacterized. Bases 22 to 273 code for a protein of 83 amino acids. The record is from RefSeq and is a predicted model, not a curated record. NCBI's taxonomy places the organism in Eukaryota, Metazoa, Arthropoda, Insecta, Diptera, Drosophilidae. The transcript has 2 exons.
UAAUAUAUUUUGCAAGAAAGAAUGACGGACUUAGUAACGCCGAACGUUGUGCUUAAGUCCAUACUAAUCCUACGGGACUGUGGAUCUGCCGGGGAUGGGAUGUUAAGCAAGAAGCCAAAAAAGAAUGUCACCUUCAAGCGUGUUGUGGAGUACUACACCUACUCUCCAAACCUAACAUUACGUUUGGAAAAGACGUGCUUGCUCCCGGACGAGGUCUUGCAACUGGAUGGGGUAGAGAUACCAAUGCGGCGCCUCAGCUUGGACAAUUUGUAACUAUUCCCUGCGCCGGCCCAGCCCCCUUCUACGAGUCCAUUCUCGGAAAAGCAAACAGAAAGAAGCGGAUGCAGAUGUGGAAACAGAAACGGAAACGGAUGUUGGCGAAAUGGGCGACGUGACACUUUUAACCUAAUUGGAAAACAAACAUCUCUCUGUGGCCCAUACUUUACACUUUAUUAUGGACAAGGACACGGAUGUAAUACGUCUAGAUGGGGCAGGGGCAAAUGUUUGGGUAUUACCAAACACGCUGGUUGUUUGUGCUAUCUGCAAGUGCAUCCACACACACACACACUUCGAAUAUAUGGGGGGGGGC